GCUCAUCGUAAACUAGAUGAGUGAAGAAAACAUCACACUUGUGGCUGAGAACAGCAGUUUUACGGUUUCUCGCCAUGUUCUAUCAAAAUACAGCCACUACUUCUCUGCAGCCCUCAACAGUGGCAUGUCCGAAAGUACAAGUGGUCGCUUUGUGUUUCCUGAGCUUACUGCCGCACAACUGACCCUCUUUGUUCGUUCCGCCUCCUCAGGUUUCAGUGUCUGGCCUGGGACAACAAACAACCGUCAGAUAUCUCAUGAUUUAUCCAAUAUUUCACCUUGUCCAGUUCGUUGUGAGCUGAUUGAGAUUCUCGAGCUCACUACUGCAGCAGACUACCUCCAGACUCCGGCUCUCACCAAACUUUGUCUUUCUCGACUGUUGGAUCUGUUAACUCAUCUGUUUGCAUCCGAUUCCAUCCGACUUCAUGAGCAACAUGGCUGUGAUAUUCUACGGGACUUUCUUGUUUUGUGGGCCAAGUACACCAAAGAGCAUACGAACUCGGUUAGUACUGUGCUGUUUACAUUUGCCGCCAGAAAUCCCCCACGUGUGCUAGAUCCGUUCCUACCCGCUGUGUGUUCCCCUUGCACACAAGACGCUGUACUUGGUCUUGCCACCUCUCUUAUGUCUUCCGAUGACCUGUGUGUGGUGGAUGAAACGCAGGUGAUUCAGUUCGUAUUAGAUUGGAUCUAUUAUCUCCGAAUGCAUGACAAAGCUUCCACUUCUGUGGUGCAACGUUUUUUCGACUGCAUUCGGCUAGGUUUGGUCACGCACGAAGGACUCUUACGACUGCUUCAGUUCUGGUGUGAAUUCUAUCCAAAUGUCAGGUGGCAUGACCAACUGAGCUACGAGGAAUUUUCUGCCUUGGUCAAAGCGAAUGUUGUUUCAGGUCCAUUCAGUGGAAUACUGAGCAAGGCUUCGGUUACACCCUUUUGUUCCGCGCUUUUUCGUCCUCGCGCCCCUGUCCCCUGUGUCAUUAGUCUGAUUCAGAGUUUGAAGGAUAAUAGUAUCGAACUAUGGCUGUUCGACCUCAUCACUGGAAACCAUUAUGCGCGGGAGUUACCCGAAACGGUUGUUAACCAACUGUCAAAUAAUUCUGUCAAAUGUGGUGACUUGUUCAACCGAAUUUAUCUUUGUCACCCCUGUAUACAGAAGGACGUUCCUGACAGUUCAAUACUGGUGCUUUGCUACGACCCUGUGAACGCAGGUUGCCUCAGUGGGUUCAUUUGGUGUUUGGCUACUGGUCAAGCACAAUGGAUACCCAUGCUUGUGCUACACUCAACGGGGGAACAGAGGAAUAUGAGCAGAGCAUCCGGUUCUUCUAUAAUGUUCCGUUCUCGACGUGUUGGUGUGGUCACUUUAGAAGAUGGCGUCUAUGUGUAUUACGCAUCUUCCACCCAAUUCCGUUCUCGCGUGUUGGUGUGGUCACUUUAGAAGAUGGCGUCUAUGUGUAUUACGCAUCUUCCACCCAAUCGGACGUCUUUUUGCACGUUGCACGAUUAGAUUCGUCCAGCUGGACCUGGCAGGAAUUCCCUCCGGUUUCUUUGGUUUCAGACGUUGGGAAUGCGGUGGUUUUAUUCACCCCAGUCGAACAGCUAAGUACAAUCUCUUCAGACGGCUGGAUGUAUUGCAGUGUAGAAGUAACUAGUCGAUCUGGGAGCCGCAUACAACCCGUCUGGCGACACAAUUUACACCAAACGUCCUUGAUUUGUUCACGAUUCUUUCGCUUUCGUCCAAUCUAUGGGUCCAAACCUUCGGAUCGCCAUCUCGAACUUGAUUUGCUUCCAGGCGCACCUUUUUUGAUCCGCAUUUACCAUGUUCUCCCGCUAAGUGCGUCCUGUAAGGAAGGAAACGACACAGAAACUCGUGCAUAUUUGUUCGCCUUUGGGACUUGUUCACGGGAUGAGCGUGCCACACAGUUUUGUCUGGAUUUGACAGCGCGACAAUGGAUAGAGUGGUCCACUUGCGAGCACGAAUUGGGAAGCAGUGAAUCCUUUCCACAACCCAGUCACACGGUCAGAGCGCAAUUACAAACCAAUUUAUGUCCGAAACUUUUGGGUUUUCGUGGUCUGGUUUGCGCCACCACUGUACCUGAUCUUUGCGAUGUUGGUGAACGAAACUCUUCUCCUGGAUCACCCUCAAACACCGACCUAGUCUCCCGUUCGACUCUAUCUGACGUAUCUCCUCAUUGCAAUCCUUCAAUGGUUUUGAUUGGACGACCAGACUAUCGUUUCGGUGAGGUUGGACAGAGCUGCUCAGGAAUUUGGUUUCACCGUCCACAGCUAUCCGUCGGCCCACCUGAACAACCAUUGGUUAGCUUGGACUCUUCCAAACCUGCUUUUCCACUUCCCACCUCUGUCAGCCACGCGUUAUCCCACUCCACUUCACCUGCAGCUGUUGUGCACACCAACUGGAAUAACCUGCUUCAUUCAUCCGACAUGUUCCGUUUUCUUAAUUCCCAUCCGAGUGAGCUCAAACAAUCAACCAAACGAUUACGGAGCUCACCGGACAUAGACCAAAGCAUCAGGUUGCCAUGCUUCAACCACCCUUGGAAUUGGAGUGCUUGCGACAGUGACUAGUUGUUUCCACGACGUAGAUUCCUCUUUUCCCUUCCCCCUCCCCCCAAAGGAUGUGGUUUGAUGUUUAGACACUAUUUUAUGUCUUCGCCACUCCAUUUUUCAUGGCUGUGUACGACAAAGUUGUUUUAUACAUUCA
Molecule: messenger RNA, 2710 nt
Organism: Opisthorchis viverrini
Lineage: Eukaryota; Metazoa; Platyhelminthes; Trematoda; Opisthorchiida; Opisthorchiidae
Exons: 3
Coding region: 17-1429 (470 amino acids)
Molecular function (GO): protein binding
Source: RefSeq, a predicted model, not a curated record